CUUGUUUAAUUUAAUUGUAUAUUUCGGGCUCAGCUCACUCAAAGGUAUCUCGCCAAUGGUGUGACCUGAGACAGAAACUACAUAACAACAAGCAGUUGGAAGAGCGUGUUGGCAACAAUGUUGCCGUUGCUAUGGGAGACGGUUGUCAAACAAAUUCCACAGAGCGAAAUACGACUGCGUGCGCGUGGUACGUUGUUUGGGCCGAAGGCACGUGCGAGUGAUUGGGAAGUACUAAGACAGUCACCUUUUUGUGUCAUCUCUACCUGAUCGAUUUUUCAUUACGUAUGAUUCUAUCCAGAGCAAAACCAGCUAGUGGUGUUACCCACACUGCAAGCAGUCAGCCAUCAGGUCGAAAAGAAAUACCAAAAUUAGAAGACUUUUUGGCCAAAAGGGACUAUACUGGAGCAUUAACAGUUCUUGAGUUUACAGGACGUAAAAACAAUGAAGAGACAGAGAUGUGGAUUGGCUAUUGCGCAUUUCAUUUGGGUGAUUACAAAAGAGCAAUGUCUGUAUAUGAAUCCUUGAGACAUUUAAAGAAUCCUCCAGAUGGUGUAUUUGUUAAUCUUGCGUGCUGCUACUUUUAUCUUGGAAUGUAUCCAGAAGCUUUAAGGGUUCUAGAUAAGGCACCUACAUCUAAUCUGAAGACAAGGCUGCUUUUCCAUUUAGCUCAUAAACUAGGAGAUGAGAAAAAACUAAUGGAACAUCAUCAGGAAUUAGAAGACAUUGUUGAAGAUCAGCUUUCUUUAGCUUCAAUACAUUAUCUUCGUUCUCACUAUCAAGAAGCAAUUGAUAUUUACAAGAGGGUGCUUCAGGACAACAGGGAGUACUUGGCACUGAAUGUUUAUAUAUCUCUUUGCUAUUACAAGCUGGAUUAUUAUGAUAUGUCACAAGAAGUUCUUACUAUUUAUCUGCAAAAUUAUCCAGAUUCCGCAAUUGCUAUAAACCUAAAAGCAUGUAAUCAUUUCCGCCUGUACAAUGGCAAGGCAGCAGAAUCAGAAUUGAAAUCACUUAUGGACCAGAGUUCAUCAACAUUCAGCUUUGGACAUGAUCUCAUACGACAUAACCUGGUUGUUUUCCGGGGUGGCGAGGGAGCUCUGCAAGUUCUUCCUCCUCUUGUUGAUGUUAUUCCAGAAGCACGUCUCAAUCUAGUCAUAUACUACCUAAAGCAGGAUGACAUACAAGAGGCUUUCAAUCUAAUAAAGGAUUUGGAACCAUCAGUCCCUCCAGAAUACAUCCUCAAAGGAGUUGUGUAUGCAGCGAUCGGUCAAGAAAAUGGAUCUCGUGAAAAUUUUAAGAUGGCACAGCAGUAUUUCCAGCUUGUUGGAAGCAGUGCGAGUGAAUGUGAUACAGUUCCUGGCAGGCAAUGCAUGGCAUCUUCAUAUUUUCUCAAGAGGCAAUUUGAUGAUGUGCUUGUCUACUUGAACUCUAUUAGAAGCUUUUUCUACAAUGAUGACAGCUUCAAUUUUAAUUAUGCCCAGGCAAAGGCAGCAACUGGCAGCUACAAAGAAGCAGAAGAAAUAUUUCUUUUGAUAAAGAAUGAAAAGUUUAAAGAUGAAUAUGUUUAUAUCAGCCAUUUAGCCAGAUGCUAUAUUAUGAACAAGAAACCUCAGUCAGCAUGGGAAUUAUAUCUGAAAAUGGAAACUUCAUCAGAGGCUUUCAGUUUGUUACAACUGAUUGCAAAUGACUGCUACAGAAUGGGACAAUUCUGGUAUGCCGCUAAAGCCUUUGAUAUGCUUGAAAGAUUGGACCCAAAUCCUGAAUACUGGGAAGGCAAAAGAGGAGCAUGUGUUGGUGUUUUUCAGCAGAUCAUUGCUGGUCAUCAGUCAAAGGAACACCUGAAGGAGGUAAUACAGCUUCUGCGAAAUACUGCAAACUCACAAGUAGAACUCAUAAUAAGAAUUAUGAAGAGGUGGGCUAAAGACAAUCGAAUAAAUAUCUGAAUGUAUCCUUCUCAAAUGAAUAGAAUCCUGAAAUCCUGACACUGUUCAAGUUUGAAAUUGUUUACAGUUACCCUACAGUGCAAGCUAACAGUAAUACAAGUGAUCUAGUAGAUCUUUUAAAAGUGUGUUAUUUCAGAACCAUCCCAGUUCACAGAACCAAGUACUGUAAUUUUAACUAACAUUUACAUUGAUGGGUUGUUCAAUUUUUCUUUAUCCGGCUUCAGCUGAAAGUUGACAAAUCUGAUCCUUGUACUCAACACAGACCAUGCCUUCUCUCAUUUUACAAGAAUUUAUUCUAACUGAAUUGCUUUGUCCUUAGUCAAAGUAUUUGAAAACAGCAUACUAUGGAUACAGCCUGAGGUUCUCCUAAGAUAUCUACCAGAAUAUGUAUUCUAUAAUUUCUAGAAUGAUAGUGAACAUUUCUUGAACAUACCAUAAUAACAAUUAUCAAACUUGCAACUAUAGUAGUUGAGAUAAAUGAAAGGAAGAUAAAAUGGUCUUAACGAUCUGUGUCAUGCAAAAUUGGUGACAGAAAGUAUGUAGCUACUGGAAUUUAUUCAGUUUUAUGUGAGAAUCUUGCACUUUUCUGGGAUUUUAAUGCAAGAAGUAUAACAGGGAGGAUUUACAUGACAACUAUGGUAUCAUUGGCAGAAGAUAACUAACUUCCUGUAAGUCUGGAAGUUGACUUUUUAUCAGAUGUUCCAUAUCUCAUUAAUACCCUGUCAUACAUUAUGCGGGAAAUCACUAAAUGAUGUUUCUGAAUUGUAUUGUAUCU
Messenger RNA from Schistocerca nitens (vagrant locust), 2715 nucleotides. RefSeq names its product intraflagellar transport protein 56 (gene Ttc26). The record is from RefSeq and is a predicted model, not a curated record. Bases 285 to 1940 code for a protein of 551 amino acids. The transcript has 11 exons. Gene Ontology annotation, biological process: intraciliary anterograde transport; intraciliary transport involved in cilium assembly. Gene Ontology annotation, cellular component: intraciliary transport particle B; ciliary basal body; ciliary base. NCBI's taxonomy places the organism in Eukaryota, Metazoa, Arthropoda, Insecta, Orthoptera, Acrididae. Gene Ontology annotation, molecular function: protein binding; intraciliary transport particle B binding.